AUGUCCAACGAGUUGCCCGGCGAGGUCCUUCAUGCUCUAGGCCCACCCAUCGACUGGAAGUAUGAGAUGAGACGGGAAGCCCAGCAGAUCCUGCCGUCCAUCUAUCUCGGCCCUUAUCAAGCUAGCAUAGAUCUAGCCAGUCUCGAGAGGAACGGGAUCACCGACAUCUGCUGCAUAUUCGAGUCCAGAGAGGCUCACCUCUUCAAGCCCCGUUUUCCUGACCGAUUCCAAUACUUAACCCUGGAUAUUCGAGACGCAACGGACCAACAACUAAUAUCGAUCUUCCCAAAAGCGAAAGAGUUCAUAGACACCGCACUUCAGCGGAAUGGACGGGUGCUCAUUCAUUGUGGUGAUGGUCUUAGCCGCUCACCCGCAAUAAUGACGGCGUAUGUCAUGGCUAGUUACAAUGUGUCAUCUGAAGCAGCUUUCCACUUUGUUCAAUCACGGCGAUUUUGUGUCUCUCCGAACAUGGGCUUUCUGCAUCAACUAGACGCGUAUGAACCGAUCUGUCAGGCCACCCAUUCCAUGGCCCAACACUGCCAACCGAGCUCGGAGCGACCCAGCAUACGGCGCAAACGGUCCGACAUUGAAGAUGCCGACUCUCAGACAUCGUCAAGACCAGCUCCCGGAAUCGAUGUCGAAGCACAACAGCAACUUCCCACCUGGGGUACCAACCUACGCUAG
Molecule: messenger RNA, 684 nt
Organism: Puccinia triticina
Lineage: Eukaryota; Fungi; Basidiomycota; Pucciniomycetes; Pucciniales; Pucciniaceae
Exons: 8
Coding region: 1-684 (227 amino acids)
Biological process (GO): negative regulation of protein binding; negative regulation of SCF-dependent proteasomal ubiquitin-dependent catabolic process; regulation of ERK1 and ERK2 cascade
Cellular component (GO): nucleoplasm; cytoplasm
Molecular function (GO): protein tyrosine/serine/threonine phosphatase activity; F-box domain binding
Source: RefSeq, a predicted model, not a curated record